CACAUCAGGCCUGCACACUAAUUUUAUUUUGAAAUUGUAAAAAAUUACUAUUAUGAAUAUUAUGAUAUAGGUCGUCGUUAGUUUAACUAUAAGUUAAAGCCAAUAUCACAACAUGUCUAUUUCCAUGAUUGCACUAGUCAUAUUAUUUUUCACAGGAACGAUACAUUGCGAAGAUGUACAAGUUGAGUUCUCGGAAGAUGAUUUUAAGUGUACUCUGCCCGAUGUCAAAACUGAAGAUGACAAACUAAAUGUAACAAGAUUCAGAUCUGACUUCUCCAAAAUAUCUGAGGUUAAAUUUCCAGGUGUGAUAGGUCCUCUGAAUGAGAGACUAGUUUGCAAGAUCAAGUGCAUUGAUGGCAACUGGGUCGGCCCUCUCUGCUCCACCACACCAGAUGGACGGUUUCAACCAAUUCUCCGUGAAUGUGUUUACCGCAAUGACCACCCCUUGCUGGCCAUUUCUUUUAGAAACUCCACCAUUGAGAAAGAAACGCACUUCCCCCACGGCGCCAGCAUAGUAGCCCGAUGCCGCAACUUCGGGCUGUACAAGAUGAAGGGGGACGGCGUGCUGCGCUGCGAGAACGGCAACUGGACGCCGCGCUUCCCCGAGUGCGUGCCCACAACGCUUAUCACCAACUUCACAAGUGACGCGCCCCCAACGAUCCUCCACACGGUCGUCAGCGGCUCAGCGGUGGUGUCCGUGGCGGGCGAGUUAUUCGUGUACCCGGAGAGCUCGCUGCGGCUCGACUGCGUGUCGAAGCGGGCGCUUGGAGAUCCCGAGUGGGGCUGGACGCAGGCGCUGGGUCAGCACACACAAGGCUGGUCCGAGGACGAGGGCGAGCGGGACACGCACUACCGGCUGACGCUCACCAAGAUGUCGGCGCGCCAUAGCGACCAGUACAUCUGCACGUCGCCCGCCGGACACACCAACACCGUGCAGAUUAAAGUUGUUAGCGUCAUAUGCCCACCGUUGAAGAUCUCAUCGCCGCGCGUACGGCAAUUCGCUCAAGGAACAAGACUUGGGCAUACGGUGCAUUUUAGCUGCCAGCCGGGCUUCCAUCUUAAUGGGUCGGCUGUUCUCAUCUGCGGGGCCGACGGAAAUUGGUCAUCCCUACCCCCAACGUGCGUCGAAACCUUCUGCCCUAUGCUCAACACCCUCGGGCCUCACCUGAGCGUCGUCGAGUACAACUCGUCGUACGGUGGCCGCGCCGUGUUCCAGUGUGCGUGGGGGUACAGGCUAAUAGGGCCCCCGGGCCUCGAGUGCGAGCAGGACGGCGUGUGGAGUGGCGACACCCCGCGCUGCACGCCUAUAUACUGCCCAGACCCGAUAGUGCCAGCGAACGGUCGUCUUCUCACACAGUCUUCCGCAAAACACGGAAAAUACCCAGUGGGCGAUCUCGUCAUAUACUCAUGCGAAGACCGGUUUCAAAUGGUCGGGGAAUCCUCCAUAGUUUGCACGGAGAAUGGGUUCUGGUCGCAUCCCCCGCCGUUCUGCCUGCAGCCCUCGGAGAUAAGGAAGGCGGAUACUAUUUAUAUUGAGAACACUACGCUCGUGCAUGUUGAGGAGUAAGAUAUGUUGUGUGCACUUACAUAUGUACUGUAGGCGCUCGGUAUUCCGACGAUCGUCAAAUCAGUAGGCCCGGUAAUCCGGCAACUAGAAACUCAGGUGAACCGCUCUAUAAUCCGGCAGUUUAUACGGUUGCAUUAGAUAUAAAGAAUAUUUUCUGUACAAACUAUUACAAAUCCAAUAAUCAAUAGGGGAAGAAUUUCAGGUGCCGGAUUACGGAGCGCCCACUGUAGUUGUAGGGGUGCAAUAGUGCUUGUUGAGGGGGUAUUUUGUAAGUGUAAUGUGAAGAGGCUCAGCGGCAGAGAUAAUGUGUGUUAUGUGUGACACGUGUAUGUGUAUUAAAUUAAGGAAGUGUGUGUGUGUGUGUGUGUGUGUGUGUGUGUGUGUAUGUGUUUUGAUCUGUGGAUAGCGGACAUGGUCAUUUUCUCAUUUUACCUUUAUGGCGGGGUAGCGGUCGACACUAAUAAAGUAAAAUAAAGUUUACAAUUAUGUGAGUUGAUUACCUCAGAUCAUAGCAGUGAAAAAAAAAUUUUUUGCCACAUUUAAAUUUAUUCAUGAACCAGGAAUAAUAAGUUACUAAAAUAAAAUGGUAAAUAUUUAGACUAACUCCAUAUUUCACCUUUUACUUUAGCACUGUUUUAUCUCUGGUCUCUGAUGUAGAACAUAGUCAAAUAAGCUAAAGAUGUAUUCCUGUUUACGUGCUAUGUUGUUGAUUGUAUUAGUUGUAGUUGUUGGCCAUGUUAUUAUUUAUUUAUUAAAAUUACGUAUUAU
This is a messenger RNA of Cydia strobilella, 2335 nucleotides long. It is a transcript of the gene hig, whose product is annotated as locomotion-related protein Hikaru genki. The record is from RefSeq and is a predicted model, not a curated record. Lineage: Eukaryota; Metazoa; Arthropoda; Insecta; Lepidoptera; Tortricidae. The transcript is spliced from 10 exons. Bases 113 to 1567 code for a protein of 484 amino acids.